GCAGCAGGGAGAAGGGGCCACGGAAGCGGAAGGGCCCCAGCCCAGUGGGGCAAGAUGAAACACAGAGUCAGACGAGUGAGGUGACAGUAGAGAGUUUGCACAGCGUCCGCACAGAUUUCAGCCCUGAUGCCCUGCAGAAGGCUGUAAGGUUCAAUGCAGACUGCUCACUGCUUGUCACUGGUGGUGCUGAUGGCUUACAGGCAUUCCCCAGCAUGAAGAAGACACUGGAGUUCAAAGCCCAUGAUGGGGAGAUCGAAGAUAUUGCACUGGGCCCUGACAACAAGGUGGUGACGGCAGGACGGGACUUCCAGUGCUGCGUAUGGCAGCAGGACCAGCUGGUGACGGGGUUACGCUGGAACGAGAACCUGCCCAGCAUCCCUGACAAGGCUUACCGUUACCAGGCCUGCCGGUUUGGGGCGGUGGAGGACAACGCUGGGGCACUGCGGCUCUACACGGUUCAGGUGCCUCACAAGCGGGAGCGCCGCCCCCCUCCCUGCUACCUGACCAAGUGGGACGGGAAGAGCUUCCUGCCGCUGCUGACCCGGCCAUGCGGCGCUGAGGUCAUCUCCUGCAUCUCCAUAAGUGACUCGGGUACCUUCCUGGGACUAGGCACAGUGACGGGCUCUGUUGCCAUCCACAUUGCCUUCUCGCUGAGGCUGUACUAUGUGAAGGAGGCCCAUGGCAUUGUGGUGACAGACAUGGCUUUUGUCCCUGAGAGCCAACACGGACGGGAGCUGCUGGCAGGGAACGAGGCUGCCCUGCUCAGC
Messenger RNA from Nestor notabilis (Kea), 767 nucleotides. RefSeq names its product prolactin regulatory element binding (gene PREB). Gene Ontology annotation, biological process: protein secretion. The transcript is spliced from 6 exons. Gene Ontology annotation, molecular function: guanyl-nucleotide exchange factor activity; protein binding; GTPase activator activity. Gene Ontology annotation, cellular component: endoplasmic reticulum membrane. The record is from RefSeq and is a predicted model, not a curated record. The annotation marks the transcript as partial. Lineage: Eukaryota; Metazoa; Chordata; Aves; Psittaciformes; Psittacidae.